Messenger RNA from Nerophis ophidion (straightnose pipefish), 3975 nucleotides. RefSeq names its product gem (nuclear organelle) associated protein 4 (gene gemin4). The transcript is spliced from 6 exons. Gene Ontology annotation, biological process: rRNA processing; spliceosomal snRNP assembly. Gene Ontology annotation, cellular component: SMN complex. The record is from RefSeq and is a predicted model, not a curated record. The coding region runs from base 469 to 3747 and encodes 1092 amino acids. Lineage: Eukaryota; Metazoa; Chordata; Actinopteri; Syngnathiformes; Syngnathidae.
CUGAUGUGUCGCUGUGGGUGCAUCGUGGAAGUUAUGGGUCUCUCUUGACUUGACUCGAGGACUGCAGGAAGCGGAUGUUGUCUUUCCGAUAAAAUGACUACAAGGACCACUGAAUACGGGUGAAAGAGCGCAUUAAAGGAAUAUGUUCGUCUUUUUAAAGAGCUCAGGGGUGUUUAAAAAGAUAUGGGGGAAAUAGCUUGGCUAGAGUGAGCACAUACGUGUGGUCAAAACGCCAUUCCGGAGGGGGCAGUAAUGCGCUGUGGAUGCUAACCGAUGUUAAACCAACAAAGAAGAAGUAUUUCCGGUGCAUGCUUGAAAUGUUGACAAAUUUGAACACACGGGUUACUUUCUGGUUCUUUUAAAGAGAAUUAUCUACUACAGUACAGUGAUUAGUAUUUGUUCCAUGAAAACUUACCACACCGACAAAAACAAGUUCAACUUGCUUUUUGCCACCUUCAACUGCCUGCAAUGAUCAUGGAUAAAGACAAGGCCAUUCUUCAGGGGGCUUUUCUCCUGUCUGAUAAGUUGUGUCUGCCCUCCACCUUGAGCUGCCUUCAAAAGUCUGAUUGGUGCAAGGUGGGCAACCCCAUCCUGGAUGCCGUGAGAGAAAUUUGUGGCAAGGAAGAAGAUGCUGUUCAUCCCAACAGCAGCGCUGCCUCUUGGAAGAAGCAGAUAAUUAGUGUCGUGUGGUUGAAGGUGUUGAGCAGAGAGAAUGGAGAAGAUGAAGAGGAGGCAUGGAUGGAAAAUCCCUUCUUUGCUUUACAGAAUGCCCUCCCAGAGAUCAACCAUGUUGUCCUUAUGGAACUCAUCAAGUCCUUGUCAGCUGCAGACGUAUUUGUUCAUUUUUUACGGCGUCUUCCUCAACACCAGAUGUACUCAGAGCUGGGACGAUUUGCGGAACAUGUGAUGAACAGCCCUAAAAGUGAGGACGAUGUUCGCUUCUUCCUUGAUGUUUGGUGGGAACUUUGGAAAAGCACAGAACCUUUGUUGGACAGUCAGGAUAGUAUAGAAGUGAUGUUUGCUAAGCAGGUGGGUAAUCUCCUUUCUCAGACUCAUCAGGCGUCCAAGAGGUUGAAAUUGGACUCAUCAGCUUUAUCAGCAAACACUGAUGUCCUCCAUAUUUUCCUUCACACCCUCAGAAAUAUGAAAGAUACCAUAUCUCAACCGGAGCUCUGCUUCCAUGCUCUCUCCAAUUGCCUCAAUGCUCUUUACACGUCUUUCUUCAUUGAGCAUUCAGUCUUGCUUCCAACCAAAGAUAAGAUGAUGUAUUUAUCCAAAGCCAUGAGCGUCAAAGAAAAUAACGACAAGCUGUGUUCUGAACUUAUUCAGGAGGCUCAACAAGACCUCAAAGCCUCUCAUAUCCGAUCAAAGUUUUAUUUGAGCGUGACAAGCCUUCACAAUGCCCUGAAAAACGUGUUGGAGCUCACCCAAUUCUGGCAAAACCAAGGGUUGCUGACAGUAUGCAGCAGUUCUCCUCCCACUUACACGGAAUUCAAACUACAGCAAAGUGUCCACAGAAUCUUGGUCGGUCUACAAAAAGCGCAGAUGAGCGACGCCGCCGCUGAACAUGUGGAUGAGAAAAAUAAACUCACAGCUUUACUGGAGGCUUUGUCGUUCCCUGUUAUGGAGAGUAGCUCUGAAAUGAGCAUGAGGGUUGCCGUGACCAUCAUCAGCCAUCGCCUGGACGACUACCAAAAUGUCGCCAUGUUGUUUGCUAGCGAGGAGAGAUGGGCGGCCUGCGAGGAGCAGUGGAUGGACUGCCUGGAAAAGAACCAGGCAGCCUUCCAGAAAGGCGACACACUCAUCCAACUGUCCUCCACACUCCGAUGUCAACUCCAAACUGCGAGUGUGAGCCACUGCAAGAGGCUGCUAAAAGUGGUCACUGCAGUGUUCACUGCUCUCUCCUUGGAGGACAAGAAUACAACUUUGGCUGCCAUUCUGAGAUUGUCAAACAAAGGGUUCUUUGGAUGCUCGGGCUCCUUAGCUCUGAUUGGCAGCUUUGAGCAGGAGCUCAACAUGGCAUUCAAUUGCAUCAUCCAAGGUGGAGGUGGACCCCCCACAGAGGGCAACCUGGGCACAGCAGUUUCGUUAGUAGCCAGGAUGGCCUUUCAGAACCCAGAGGCUACUUUGAAAUCCUGCUGCCACUCUGCUGUUUUCAAUAAGGGAGCCUUUUCUCUCAUGUGUAAGAUCCUGCAGCAGCUGCCCGGACUUCAGGGCAAAGAUGAACAAAGAAAUAAUUCGAGUGGCAGCAGUUUACUCUGCAGGUGUCUGCAGGAAACGGUCGUCAGCAGAUCACUGGCAGACAAUGAAAAGGAACAGUUACUUAAAUUUGGGACUGUGUUGAUGAUGCCUGUCAUGACUGCUGGAGGUGAAAGGGAGAGUCUUCUGUCCCCUCAGGAGCUUGUCAACACAUUUGUCCUGCCUAACCUAUCUCUCACAAAAGGCAACUCAAUCGAUCUUGAGUUGAGUCUGCAGCUUCUCCACGCCGCUUUGUGUUUGGACGGCCAGGAAGUAGCCUCAUCUUCCUCAGCUCACUUUGUGCUGGACUGUUCCCCCUUUCCACUGCUCUUCACCCUGGCCCAGCUGCAUGACCAGGCCCUCAGAUGUUGGGAGCAACCGCCUGAGACUGCUGUCCACCGUUGGUCCAUGGACACUAAGGAGUUGCUUGCGUCGGUUCUGAUCCGUCUGGCACAGGUGGUUGGUGUUGAGGUAGCGGCUGCCCCCAGUCGCUGGUCCAGAGCUCUGUUCUGGCUCCGUGACAAAAUGAAGGACCUGGACUGGACGGUUUACUUGCACCUGAAACCUAUGUGGGGUGAACACUUCAAAAAUGAAGUACCCUCCUCUCUGUUGACAGUGUGCGAUCUACCUGAGCAGGAAUGGUCAGGUCUGAACCUUCCCCAGUAUGGAUACGGCACAGGUCUCUUGGCAUGGAUGGAGUGCUGCACUUUAUCAGACUCCCUUCAGUCCACCAUGUUGACUUGUCUUUCUCUGGACCGCCGCCGUCCCGACCACGUUGGCAUGUUCAGUAAGGGCCUGCUGGUGGCGCUAACCCAGACCUUGCCCUGGUGCUCCAUCCCCCAAUGGAGCAGAUUACUGCGAGCUAUCAAGGAGUUGAUUACCUCGGGGUACCUCCACGUCCCGUUUUCCUUGGAGUACGUGGACUUCUUGCCUCUCCUGGACCUGAGGAGUUUUGCCUACGAGCUCUGUCUGUCCGUCCUCCUGCUUCGGGUCCUGCAGCUGCUCUGUGGAUCGAGCUGUUCUGAUUGGCUGACAGGAGACAGUUGGGUCCACAUUGCCAGAUUAUAUGCUCACGCUGUCAGGGAGGUGAUGAACUCACUGAGAGCCAAGUUGCCGCUGCCUCCAUCCAAGCCUUUUGCGAAACAGUCUGUUGCGACAUCGAAAAGCUGUGAUUUAACCCAAGACUCUUUGAAAGGCGCACAGAUGGAAGAAAAUGUCCAGCAAGUUCUUUGUCAGGAGGUCCUUUUUGUUCUCUCCCAGCUCUUCUGCCAUGUUCAACACAUCCAGGUGAUGAUGCCAAGUGGCCAGAGUGAGCCUCUCUUCCUGUCCAGCCUGGAGAUUCUCAGUCACUACGAGGCCAUCGUGGGCGCUUUCCCAAAGAGCAACAGCGCACUGGAAAAUGACAACACCAAGCACUUCUUCCGCACCAUCACCGACAACCUGGAGAACCAGGAGAUGAAGUCUGUUUUGCAGCAGAAGAUCGCCCAGCUCACGUCAUCUACCGCCUGAUACCUUCCUCGUCCCUUUCCCCAUCAGUUUUGCAAAUGCGGCUCACAUCUAGCCCGAACAAACCAAAUAAUCUUUUUUCCACUUGUCAUUGUACUGUGGUGCCAAGAUGAGAAGGAUUUGGGGAAUUAAUGAAGCAAGAGUUUCAUGUUUCAGCUGUACGUGUGCAUGUAAAGCUGACUGUAAAACAAAAAUAAAUUGAAAAGGGCUGUUUGCAACCUCCCCACUAAA